Messenger RNA from Orbilia oligospora ATCC 24927, 504 nucleotides. RefSeq lists its product as uncharacterized. Gene Ontology annotation, biological process: nucleobase-containing compound metabolic process. Bases 1 to 504 code for a protein of 167 amino acids. The record is from RefSeq and is a predicted model, not a curated record. NCBI's taxonomy places the organism in Eukaryota, Fungi, Ascomycota, Orbiliomycetes, Orbiliales, Orbiliaceae. Gene Ontology annotation, molecular function: ATP binding; AMP kinase activity. The transcript has a single exon. Gene Ontology annotation, cellular component: mitochondrion; cytoplasm.
AUGUAUACCCACAAAGAGGAGAAAGUAACUGAAUCCAACGUCUCUUGUAGGUUCAUCCUAGACGGCUUCCCACGCACAGUACCACAGGCCGAACGUCUCGACCAGAUGCUCGAAUUCCGCAAAGAAAAGCUCAACCAUGCCGUACAACUCGAAAUCGAUGAUGCCCUAUUGGUUGCCCGUAUUACCGGCCGUCUCGUCCAUCCUGCCUCCGGCCGCUCCUACCACAAAAUUUUCAACCCUCCCAAAGUCGCCAUGACUGAUGACGUCACCGGUGAGCCUUUAAUACAACGGUCUGAUGACAACGAAGAGACCUUGAAGAAGAGACUGGGAACCUACCACGCUCAGACGGCGCCGGUCGUCGAUUAUUAUAAGAAGAAGGGAAUCUGGACCGGUGUUGAUGCAUCACAGCCACCAUCUACCGUUUGGAAAACACUUUUGGGAAUCUUUGACGAAGAUAAAUCAAAGAGUCCUAUAUUGAGUCAGGUCGGCAUCUCCCCAAAGUAG